Molecule: messenger RNA, 2571 nt
Organism: Larimichthys crocea (large yellow croaker)
Lineage: Eukaryota; Metazoa; Chordata; Actinopteri; Sciaenidae
Product: SPRY domain-containing SOCS box protein 1
Exons: 4
Coding region: 657-1526 (289 amino acids)
Biological process (GO): intracellular signal transduction; proteasome-mediated ubiquitin-dependent protein catabolic process
Cellular component (GO): SCF ubiquitin ligase complex
Molecular function (GO): protein binding
Source: RefSeq, a predicted model, not a curated record
AUUAAAAUGUCCAACUUGACAGCAGAAAUAAACAUGUUUGCAGCCUGAUACAAAAAACAGUUUUGUUCUCUAUAGCUGUAUUUUAUGGCAGCUGUAUUGAGUGAUUUGUUCAAAUUAUAUAAAGGCUAAACUUUAUGCAUAAUUAACAGUUUGGACUAGUGUGUCCAUGAUGCCUGUAAGACAUCUUCCAGGGCUUUAUUCCCCUUUAAAAGACCCUCUUUAUGCGCAUGCGCUCUCUGGAAUAAUGAGCCGCUUUGGGUUUUAUUUUAUUUUUCUCUUCUUAUUAUAUAAAAGCCCGAGUUUGAUGCUUUUCUUGUGUUUCGCCAUUUAUGUUUACAUCCAUUACAGAACAAGAUGAAAGGACAAACACGAGAGGGGACAGAUUUGAUCUCUGUGUGGCGUCAGUCUGCAGUGAUGGACUGUGCUGUUCCCGUCGCGGAGGUCGUCCCCAAAAAACCAUCAUCAAAACACCGGAGAGGGUUACGUUACCGGGCAGAGAUAAGACGCAGGAGGUGUUUGAUAAGAGGCUGUUAUAAACACAGACACAGACAGGAUGUCUGCAAACAGCCUGCAUUUAACCACCGCAGGGAAGGAGACAGCUAAACAACCGUUCUUCUCUGACAACACGUAGCAGUGACUCUGCUAAGACUGAAUCCAUGGGUGUCUCACUGUCAGUUUGGCUGAUCAGCAGGGCGGAAAACAGCCGUCCCUCCUCUUCAUCAGUGUUCCCUCUGCUGGCUGUCCCAACCUCCUCUCGCCUCGCAGUCAUCCUGAACUCAUCUCCGGUCGCACCAGGAAACGGUCGCUCACACUGGAGCUCAGUCCACCGCUCGCCUCACUUCCUGCUGUCUUCCUGCCAUCAGGAAGUGACACGUUCACCUGUUGAGCGGAGCAGCGAUGGGGUGAGGGCGGAGAUGGGGGUGAAGAGCGGGCUUCAUGUCUGGGAGGUGUUGUGGAAGCCAAACCACAGAGGGAGUCACGCCGUCUUGGGCAUUUCCAGGCAGAGCUGCCCUCUGCAGGCCUCAGGGUACAACGUGCUGGUUGGUGGAGACUUGCAGUCCUGGGGCUGGGAGCUCAAAACCAAUCAGCUCUGGCAUGCUGGACAGAGUCUGGGACUUUACCCAAGAAAAAGGACAGGGUCUCACUCUGAGGCUGCAGAGGAUUUUAGGCCAAUGUCUUCCACUUCAACAAAGAUGGCACAGACACCUCUCCCCAUCCCUGAGAGCAUCCUGCUGGUCCUGGAUGCUGACGCAGGGACUCUGGGAUUCGUUGUUGAUGGCAGCUUCCUCGGUGUAGCUUUCAAAGACCUCCCUCGUGGAGUGGAGCUGUUCCCAGCAGUGAGCAGUGUGAGAGGAGGAGCCAGCAUACGACUACGAUACCUGAACGGUGCCACACGUGAUCCCCCCGCUCUGAUGGCUUUAUCUGGACUGACAAUCCGACAGUAUUUAGGGCAACAGAGGCACAAUCAAAUGCACAAACUGCCCCUGCCCCCUCGUCUCCAGCACUACCUGCUUUCAAAUCAAUAAUGUACACUUAUACUUGUACACACAUGCACAUAAUAGGAAACAUUUCGUCAAAUGUCCCUUUUAUAUGAAAAAUGAUUUACAAAAGUAUUUAUUAUUCAUCUUAUUUAUUGCAAUGUAAUAUAUAAAUGGUUUACUCUGCAGAGUAAAUCUGUGGGGGUUGUUGUUUUUCAUAUCUUUAACUGCCUGUUUUUGCCUUUGUGUAUAAAAUAAACUCCCACUUAAAUUUGACCUUGUUAUUAUUGAAUCACAUUCAGUAAAAAGGAAAUGAUGAGGUUCCCAUGAAACUUAUUAAUGAUGCCUUAAAUGCCAGGAUAUAGAUGCUUAUUUUGCUCAUUAAUAACUCCAAAAUAUAUAACAAGUUAUAAAAUGAAAAUGAUUUUAUUUUAUUUAUCAAUGAUAAGAAACUGCUUAAAUAUAGUUGUAUAUUUAAAUGAGCAUCUGUGUGGUCAGAUUAGAAGUAAAAAUGACUGGCUGAUAGCAGCUCACCUGCCUUAAUAUUAAUAUAAAUUGUAAUUAAAACAUUUAUCAUAUUUUUUUUCUUCUUCCCCAAGCAGUUUUUGAAGGUUGGAAGUAUACACUCAGUAAUGGAAAAUAUCUGUUAGGUAGCACUGCUUAAAAGUCCUGAUUUACUCAAGUACAAUACUUGCAAUAAGGUACUUGCAUUUUCAGUACUUAUAUAAAUAUUUUAACACAAGUCCUUAGCCUCUAAAAUAUGAUAUAUUAUUAUAAAUUAAACUAGCACUUAAAACUUGCUACAGCUUCAACCAGCUACAGUAUGAUAUUAAACUAUUCUGAUGUUUACUUUUCAUACUUUUCAUUCUGUACUUUGCUGACACUUCUGUACCUUUGAUUAAGUAACAUUUUGAAUGCAUGUGUACUUGUAAUGGAGGGUUUGUGGUAUGCUACUUUUAUUCAAGUGUUAAAAGCAUGCAAAUUUUUUAUUAUCCUUUUUUAAAAUAUAAGGUAUUUACAGUAAAACUUGAAGCAUACUGUCCUCUAGUUAAGUCAGAAGUGAAAAUAAAAACACAAAAGUCAACUUUUGUAA